GCGCGCGAUCCAUUCUGGGACGAAUAUCAAAAGGGUGAAAAAGAAAACAGCCCACGUCGCGAUAUCUCACUUGUUGCUCUUUCCCUUGGGCCAUAUGGAGCAAUUUUAUGCAAUGGUGCUGAAUACACUGGUGACUAUGGAGAUGCUACUUUUGACGAUAUCCUUUGGUUUCACAAGGAGCGUCUAGACAUAUACGCUGGUUACAUAACGCAGAAAAUUACUUUCACAAACUCUCGAAACCUUGAGCAGCGCACUUUUCAACGGCCUCUACUGAUUUCCGCCGUGAAACGAAAACUCGUAUUCGUACAAUUCAUGAAGCAAAGCUCAUGA
This is a messenger RNA of Paraglomus occultum, 330 nucleotides long. The record is from the annotation of a GenBank genome assembly. NCBI's taxonomy places the organism in Eukaryota, Fungi, Glomeromycota, Glomeromycetes, Paraglomerales, Paraglomeraceae.